AUGGCAUCAACCUCCAAACAAGAGAAGAAAAAGAAGGGCGAGAAAUCAUUCAAAACGAAUAAAAAGCAAACAACAACAAUAGCCGCUGCUAGUAAUUAUGAUAAUGAUGAUGAUGAUAAUGAUGAUGAUGAUUGUGCACCAAAACUCUUGUUGGACCAUGAAACACGUCAAUUGCGAAAGCUCAAGUCGCUCUACCAAUCCUGCAUUUUCAAGGCCGAUGCCAUGGCGCUUCAAAAAUCACAAGGGCACUCCUCCUCGCCAGAGCCUGUGGAUGUCAUGCAACAACAACAACAACAAUUGGUAGAAAAAACCCUUUGUCAACCAAAGCAUUCCUCACUCAAGACUUGGGUGGAACUCCAACAACAAAUGUACGAUUGUGGCAUCAUGUCUGACAAGCAGCAAGACGCCCUUUGGAAUGCUGGUGUUGAUUUGGUGGCUCGGAGUGAGAGUAGCAAAGAACGUACUACUAGCAAAGAAACAAAGGCAAAAGCAGAAAUCCCAACCAAGGCCACUUUGGCCGUAGCAGAUGACACUGCAGCCGAUUGGCAACAACACGAGCAACCCAUUGCAGUAGUUGUCAAACAACAAGAUGGGACCAUUGAAGACAAGUUUCUUUUUAGUCCUGAAACCAUUCGGGAGAAGGUGGGAUCCCUCAAAAAGGAGCUUUUGGAAGAGAAUCCCUUUUGCGAGACGACGAUUUGCUGUGAGAAGAACCUAAAGAGAAAACGGCUCAACAACAAGAAGAAUAAGAACAAGAAGAAAGAGAAAAAGAAUCGCUCUCAAGGUAGUAGUAGUAGUAGUACUACUACUAAUACUUCUUCUUCCAAACGAGCCAAAACGAACAAGGAGGAGGCGGCAAGAAUAUCACCUACUACUACUUCUACAACUACUGCUACGACUGGCGAAUCAUCCGCCACCACCACCACUACUACUUUUCAGGCAGCUCCAUCCGAAGCGGCCAAACGCAAACGCACCCAUCCCAAACAACCCAGUACAGUCAUGGUAGGGGAUACUAUUUGGGUACAUUACGAGGAUGACGAUUGGUGGUACAAGGGUCGCGUCCUUGCUUCUACCCAAAAUUACAAUGCCCAGUCGAAUCAUCGUCAGGGAUUGGUGACCGUCCAGUGGGAAGACGACAAGUACAAUGAUAGCCAAGAAGCAUUGGACGUGAAUAAUAAUGGAGAUGCCUAUUGUUGGGGAGUGGACAAUGAUCCAAAUGCCAAUUUCAACCAAGAAAAGGAAGAACUUGUUUCGACCUUGAACAUUGGCUGCCAAUUGUCGAUUUAUUGGCCGGCGGAACAAGAAUCCUUUCCAGGUACUCUGACCAAAAUGGACAAGAGUCGCAAGGAAAAGGAUAUUCAUUAUAUUGAAUACGAAGAUGGGGAUUGUGAAUGGUUGAAUCUAAAUCAACGACGCUUCACGAUAUUGAAUUAUGAUGAUAAUAAUGAAGAGGAAUGA
This is a messenger RNA of Cylindrotheca closterium, 1458 nucleotides long. NCBI's taxonomy places the organism in Eukaryota, Bacillariophyta, Bacillariophyceae, Bacillariales, Bacillariaceae. The record is from the annotation of a GenBank genome assembly.